Messenger RNA from Cynoglossus semilaevis (tongue sole), 3568 nucleotides. RefSeq names its product junctional adhesion molecule 3b (gene jam3b). Gene Ontology annotation, molecular function: protein heterodimerization activity; integrin binding; protein homodimerization activity. Bases 370 to 1278 code for a protein of 302 amino acids. Lineage: Eukaryota; Metazoa; Chordata; Actinopteri; Pleuronectiformes; Cynoglossidae. Gene Ontology annotation, biological process: cell-cell adhesion; cell migration. The transcript has 9 exons. The record is from RefSeq and is a predicted model, not a curated record. Gene Ontology annotation, cellular component: plasma membrane; cell-cell contact zone; protein complex involved in cell adhesion.
AAACAAAAUAGUGGCUCAUAGUGACCUAUUUUUGUCCACCUAUGCCACAGAUCACAAUGACAUGAGUGUCAAACAGACUUUUGUCCCUACGAUGUCAUGAUAUAAACCAGUACACCACAGAGGACCAGAGCUUCCUAUCCGAGCUCCCAGCUGCUGUUUAUCUCCUCAGUAUAAAGAAAACCAACGGCAGUUAAAUCCUUUCACGAUGUGUCAACUGUAAAUUUUGUCAGCGUGAGCGAUGCUUUCGGUAGCUAUGGAGACCAAGGAUAAUAGACGGGCCAACCCUCCCUCUCUCUCCCCCUCUUUCUCUCUCACUCGCUACUUUGCGCAUGUACACCCAGUCACACUGAGCAUUGCUACGACUCCAAGAUGGCGAAAGCACGUCUGGCUUUCCUCCUGACUCUCCUCUCAACUCUCUGCUACUUCAGUGUGUUAGCGGUGGUGCUGAGGACGGACAAUGACUCACCAUGGACAAAUGAGUUUGACAAAAUUGAGUUAUCGUGUUUGAUUGAGUCAAUUUCUACAAGCAAUCCUAGAAUUGAAUGGAAGAAGAUUACAAGCGGUGGACCAAGUUAUGUGUAUUUUGACAAGAAGAUUUCAGGUGACCUAGAGAACAGAGCGCUCUUCAGAGAACCAGCCACGUUACUUAUAACCAAUGCCACAAGAUCGGACACAGCAAAAUAUCGCUGUGAGGUGACCGCAGCUGACGACCAGAAGUCAUUUGACGAGAUUGUGAUCGACCUUGUUGUAAGAGUGAAGCCGGUGGUGCCGAAAUGCAGUGUCCCAAAAUCUGUACCUUUCGGGAAGCCAGCUGAGCUCAGCUGUGUGGAGGAUGAGGGUUUCCCCAAGUCACAGUACCAGUGGUUCAAGAAUAAAGAAGAAAUUCCUGAUGAUCCCAAGACCAGCCUCAAGUUCUUCAACUCUUCAUACAUUCUCAACGCAGAAAAAGGAACCCUGAAAUUCACUGCAGUCAGGAAAGAAGACGCCGGAGAGUAUUUCUGUCGGGCCAAGAACGAUGCAGGAUACGCUGAGUGUUUACCACAGACGAUGGAAGUGUAUGAUGUUGAUAUGUUGGGGAUCAUAGUGGGAGUGCUGGUGGUGGUCGUAGUACUCCUGUGCAUAACAGUGGGCAUCUGCUGUGCCUACAAGAAAGGCUACUUCUCCAGUCAAAAACAGACAGGAAAUAAUUACAAAGUUCCAGCCAAAGGAGAUGGAGUGGACUACGUCAGGACAGAAGAUGAGGGUGAUUUCCGACACAAGUCGUCGUUUGUGAUCUGAGUAGAGAGACGAUGAAGGGGGGCAUUGUGCUGAGCGAGAGACAUGACAUGUGGCAGCGCUUUCCUCGCCGUCUGACCACGGAGCUGCCACAGUCCUGACUUUUUAGCUCUCAACAUGACUCAAAUCCAACAACUCAAGUUUGCCAAAGGUGACAAGAUUUCACAGAACAACAUGUAAAGCUGUUACACAUGUACGGACUGCGGUGAAUGUGUCAGGUCUCAUCACCAACAGCCCAGUUAUUCUACUAAAUUAUGGAGCUUUCACUUUACAGUUACUGCAUGGUUUUCACGCCAACGAAAACGUGGAGGCGUCUCUCUUUCUCACUCUUCCUCUCUCUGUCUCUCUCUCUCUCUUCCUCUCUAUCAUGAUGCAUUUCUACUGUAAACUUUUAGCUUCAAACCAUUUGUCGUUUGUAUAACAUUUCUUUUGUACUGUUGAAAUUUGUCAGACUAUUUUUGAUGGAAAAUAUUUUAAAAUGCCUAUAGAUAAAGGUUUACUUUUUUAAAUAUUUGUAAAAUACUAACAUGUGUUUUUUAUUAUUAUUAUUAUUUGAUUGUGGAUUUUGAGAAAAAAAAAACAUUGUAACACCUUAACCACUGCAACGAGCAUUUACACAUUUGCAGUCACAUCAGUUGAAGACAAAUGAAAAGACAAAAAAAAAUGAAGUACAGUAGUCGUAUUUGCAUAUCGAGAUGUGGUUCUUGAUCAGCAGUCUUACAUAUUUAAUGUCUCGGCUGAGAACUUCCAGUGUGUUAGGCCACAGACUUCCAUGUUGGUGUUGUAGAUAGUCUUAGUGGGAGGUUUUGAUGAGUGCCAGUCAAAUGCUGUGAAACACUGUCCACAGUCAGUGCUGCGUUUUCUUCAGUUUAAGUGUCCUUCUAUGCUUGCUGUUAAUCCUGUAUUUAUUGAACCACAGUUACUGUCCUCUAGAGAAUGCUCGGUAUUAGACUACAAUACCAUUAUUAUGAGGCGAUGGUUAUCGUAAUUAUUAUAAUAGACAGAGUUUGUAAGUUAACCUUCCAGAUCCAAAAAAAACUACAAAUCUAAUGAUGAAAUCAAAUGUUUUUUUAAUUUGAUUUUAAUAACAGGUGAAAUAAUGUGAUAUGGAACAUGUCACUUUUACUGAUGCUGUAACAAGUUGCUACAUUACACAUUACAACUGAUAUGUUCCCUCUGCCAUCCUCACUGUUAUUCCCAAAGGCAGAAAUGGUUUGAACACUGCUGGUUCAGUUUCAGUAUAAAAACAGAAACUUUUCAACAGAAUCAACCCCAAUGACUUUUAAUGCUUUGUCACUGAUGUCACCUUCUCAUGUCAUCAGUAUAACAGCUCUGCUAAAUACCUUGCUUGGAUACAGAGCUUUUUUUUAGUUUGGAUAUUGAUUCACCAUGACAUUUUAACCAGGAUUAUUUUCGAAGGUGCACUCAAGGUGUUAGAUUUAAAUUAUAUUUUCUAAUUAGUUUCCAUGAGCAGUGAUGGUAAAUACCACAAAUACAUGACUGUACAUGUGAAUUUGCUCAACGGGCCCAUUUAUUUGGUACAUCAGGAGAGGUUCGUGUCAGAUCAGUGCUUUUACGUUGGCCAACAGUUGUUGUAUUACUGUAUUUGAUGACCACUGAAGGCUACUGUGUUUUCUACUAUACGCAUGGACAGUAUUAGUGGAUAAUAGUCAGCCACAACAUGAAAUUUCACCACUCGAUGUUGCUAAAUCCUAUACACUGUACAUUCAAGUUAUCACAAUUAAUGGUGCCAAAAACAGCAGAAGACACCGUUUGACUGAUCAUCUCUGACCUGAGCGUUUGCUGGUAUCAGCAAACCUUUUUUUUGACUAACAUUUUACUACUUGAUUAGAGUAGACUUGGUUACAUGUCUGAUCAUUGGUAAAGAGUACAUGUUGUAGAUAAAAUGAAAAAUAAAUUUAGCUUCCACUGAGGUUCCUUCACCUUUUCUCAAUCGUCAGCAAAGCUGGAGACAGAAGUGAAGAGACACAUCAGCGGAGAACCGUACAGCAGGUGUCUGGAGGGUUAACGGUUGUGUUGAUUGUAUAUAGAUAUUUUUUUCUCACUCAAGAUAAUGUAAAGUGGUGAAAAUGUUAAAAAAAAAAUCCUAUUUGAGGCGAUAUGAAACUCUUUCCAUUUGUAACGCUGAGAAAAAGUUGCAUUUUAUCAUACAGAGCUGUGUUUUGUCAUCUAAGGUGAAGGUGGAGGAGGUGAAAAUGAAACUACUGUAUUUUUCAAAACCAUGUGUGGUCCUAUUUGAACACUGUUCCCUGCAGUUAGCUAAAGGCUGCCU